Molecule: messenger RNA, 2682 nt
Organism: Colletotrichum lupini
Lineage: Eukaryota; Fungi; Ascomycota; Sordariomycetes; Glomerellales; Glomerellaceae
Exons: 12
Coding region: 1-2682 (893 amino acids)
Molecular function (GO): FAD binding
Source: RefSeq, a predicted model, not a curated record
AUGAAUUGUGGUGGUGCUGACAAGUACGAUAGAAGUGGUGAGGGAUGCCAAUCAACGAGCAAAAUUUCGGACAGUGUCCGCCUUGCCCAAUCUUCCAUGGCAAUAAUCCUCCGGAAUACCUCCGGGCGCAUCCAACCCGGAGAAAUCACGAUAUCCUCUUCUUCGUCCCUUGAGCUCGUGUUCUGCCGGAAUCAAAGUGGACACACUACUCCUUCUAGCACAACUCAGACUAAGAUCAUGGAAUCCAUGUAUCAAGGCGACAUAUCACCAAACACGCGAAGGACGCCAGAUACCCAAGAUAUGGCCCGAAUUUCAGCCUCCAUCGCAAUUAUUGGUGCUGGACCCUGCGGUCUGACAUUCGCACGCUUACUGGAGAAGAACAACAUAGACUUUGUGGUCUUUGAGAAAGACGUCGACUCGACUCCCACGCCGAUGUACCAGGGUGGGACCCUUGAUCUUCAUGGCCCCUCCGGACAGCAGGCGCUCAGAAGUGCAGGACUCUUCGAAAGGUUCAGUAAACUCGCGCGGUGGGAUGCUACGAAGUUUGUUGUUCAGGACUCAACGUGCACAAUGAAAGCCGAGUUCGGUCAGGAUCGCGACGCUCCUGAGAUUGACCGUUUCCAAUUGCGUCAACUUCUGUUGGACUCAAUUCCAUCUCAUAAGGUGCGAUGGGGGCAUGGCGUCAGGACAAUUGAGAAGGGCUCAGGCUCGGAUUGGGUUAUCAAAUUCACGAACGGCACCUCUGCAUCCGGGUUCCAGCUCAUUGUUGGCGCUGACGGUGCGUGGAGCAAAGUUAGGCCUUUGCUCACUACGGCACGGCCUGAAUACUCUGGGAAGAUGUUCAUCGAGGGUCGGCUGUCGCACAACAACCCAAGUUACUCUGCCGCACUGGAACUGUCAGGAACCGGCAAUAUGAUGGCUUUGGGAAACGGACGAACAGUCUCGGUGCAACAGGUGUCCGAUCGGUCGUAUCGAGUCUACGUGGGCUUGGUGGCCCCGGAGAACCUGACAAAGACCACACUCGAUAUGGCUGAUACAGAGGCCACACGACAAAAGCUUCUUUCUUCGCCACAGUUCUUUGCGGAUUUUGCUCCCGAAUUACAAAACUUCAUUUCCAACGCCGAAGGUCCUUUUCGGCCCUGGCAUCUUUACCGCAUGCCCGUAUCCUCCGUCAACUGGGAUCGUGUUCCAGGCAUAACUCUUCUUGGCGACGCCGCGCAUGUGUCGACACCAUUCGUAGGUGAAGGGGUCAACAUGGCUAUGUAUGACGCCCUCAAGCUCGCCGAGAGCAUCGCCAAGCACGGGGUUGCUGUUCUUACUGAGAAAGCGCAGCGCGCAUCUAAACUUGAGGAAGCCAUCAAAGAGUACGAAACGGAAAUGUUUGGCCGCGCUCAAGACUUUAUCAAGCGCUGCAUCAUGAGUGAGGAGGUAUUCUUUGCUGAGGACGGAGCUCAGCAGUUCGUCAACAUGAUCAGCCAAGCUGUCGAAUUCCAGCAUCAAGGACUCUUUAGAGAAGAGAAUCAACGUGUUGGAGGAAUCUUCCCAGAAUAUGCUACGCUAGUCGUGUGUUUUCAGAUAUUGACUGGAGUCAAAUUGAAUAAACACAGGCAGCUUUCAAAGAUCCUGACAACGAGCGGGGACGCAGUAUCUGAAACUAGACUGCGUGAACAGGUGUGGCGUUCACAAGGAGGCGUGGAGUUUUCGGCCGAAAUCUGUCCGGGAUUGACUUCUUGUACCAUCGUCGUCGCAGGAGGAACUCGUGGGAUCGGUCGAGCUAUUGCUGAGGCUAUCAAUCGCAAGGGUGGCUACCGCGUCAAGAUACUGAGCAGAUCUGCCAAUCCGGCUCUCCAAGAGGAGACGGGCAUUGAGGUCAUUCAAGUUGACUACAACAGCGUCUCAGAGUUAACAAAGGUCUUCGACGACAACGAAGUCGACACAGUAAUCUCAACCCUGUUCGUGACUUCAGAUGGCUCUCCUCAGGUGAACAUGAUACGUGCCGCUGAAGCCUGCGUCCAUACGAGGAGAUUUAUUCCAAGCGUGUGGGGAAUUCCAUACUCAAGGGAAUCUUCUAGUCAAGUAACCGAGAGGCAGAUGACUAUCGGCCAAUCGAAGCUCGACGCAGUGGAAGACCUCGAAAAUUCCUCUCUGGAGUACACUUUGUAUUACGUCGGCUACUUCCUUGACUUUUGGGGGUACCCACGGGUUAAAACAUACCAGAUACAAAAUAUUAUCGUUGUCGACAUCGAGAACAACAGGGCCGCCAUUCCUGGCAAAGGUGAUACCCCCGUUACCUUCACGCAUACCUUAGAUGUCGCGGAAUUUGUGGUAGCAAGCUUAGAGCUCCCCAAGUGGGAAAGGGAGAGUUAUGUUAUCGGCGAGAAUGUGACGUGGAACGAAUUUCUGCGAAUCGCGGAGGAGGUCAAAGGCGUCAAGUUUGAAGUAACCUACGACGAUAUCGACUUUCUCAAAUCUGGGAAGAUCACCGAGUUGCCAUCUCAUCCAUCCCUGUACGGUGUGAUGCCAAAAGAUCAACUUCAGGCACUUUUCGCCACCUUUGGUAUCUGGUUUGAAGAAGGGCUGUAUCAUCUGGAGCCGGGAACAACUCUCAAUCAGUUAUUUCCAGUUAUCAAGGCGCGAACUGUCAAAGAAGUCAUCCAGGCCGGGUGGGGUCAGAAGAGCUGA